Messenger RNA from Alternaria incomplexa, 762 nucleotides. RefSeq lists its product as uncharacterized. Bases 1 to 762 code for a protein of 253 amino acids. Gene Ontology annotation, molecular function: oxidoreductase activity, acting on a sulfur group of donors, disulfide as acceptor. The transcript has 2 exons. The record is from RefSeq and is a predicted model, not a curated record. NCBI's taxonomy places the organism in Eukaryota, Fungi, Ascomycota, Dothideomycetes, Pleosporales, Pleosporaceae.
AUGGAAGAAAAGGCGCCCCUCCUCCCCAACUCGCACGUCGAUGCAAACGCGCCGCCGCCUGACGAGACCAUGGUAUCGCGCAAGACGAGGAAGACACGGCUGCAGAUGGCGGCCCUCGUGCUGGUGUUCAGUCUGUUCUUGCUAGCGCGCCAGUUCACCUGUAUGGACUUACAUGAUGAAGCCGAUACCAAAGUGCCAGUAGACGUGCACAUCAUGUCCAAAUGCCCGGAUGCGCGCGACUGCCUGAAGAAGCUCGUCCUGCCUGCCAUGGCAAAUGUGUCAGACAAGGUCGACUUCCGGUUGAGCAUGAUUGGAAGUCUAACAGCAGACGACGGCGUCGAAUGCAAGCACGGCCAAACCGAAUGCCUGGGCGACAUCGUCAUGCUCUGCGCCGCAUCCGAGUACCCCGAUCCCAAACUCUACCUUGGCUUCACGAACUGCCUCACCACCGAUUACGCCGAGAUACCCGCACGCUCCCUCAUCGAAGACUGUGCCCUGGAACACGGUCUCGACUUUGGCGUGCUGAACGAUUGCAUGAGCAAGGAGAACGGUGCAUAUGGCAUGGGCCUGCUGAGGGACAGCGUCCAGCAUAGUAGCGAUGUAGGCGUCACAACGAGUUGUACGGUCAGAUUGGACAACAAGGUGCGAUGCGUGACGGAUGGUGGCAAGUUCAAGGACUGCGAGGGUGGAGAUGAGCCUGAGGAUCUCAUUCGGGAUAUUGAGAGACUAUACGACGAGGCACAGGGCUGGACAUAUUCUUAG